This is a messenger RNA of Vittaforma corneae ATCC 50505, 4185 nucleotides long. RefSeq lists its product as uncharacterized. Lineage: Eukaryota; Fungi; Microsporidia; Nosematidae. The transcript has a single exon. The coding region runs from base 1 to 4185 and encodes 1394 amino acids. The record is from RefSeq and is a predicted model, not a curated record. Gene Ontology annotation, molecular function: protein binding.
AUGCAUCCGGAACGCAACAAGGAAAUAACAGAAAUUAUUUUGAAGGAAGGGUAUCCGAUUGGCUCACAGAAAAUUUCAGUGUGUGGUCUUAGUCUCCAUAGCCUUCCAAUUGGCAUAUUAAAAUUUAAGAAUUUAAUCGUAUUAAGUCUAAGUAGCAACCAACUCAACAAGCUUCCAAAAAGCAUAGCCGAGCUUAGCCACUUGAAGUGUCUUAACUUACAGUGCAACAUGCUUGAGGCUGUCCCCGAAUUCCCACCAAGCAUUAGAACUUUGAAUCUGAACAAAAACUUAAUCAAAGCGAUUCCAAAAAGCAUCUUUAAUCUUAAAAGCAUAGAAAAGCUGUAUUUAAACAACAACCUCAUUGAUUUUCUACCUGACAGCAUUGCUGAACUCUCAACUCUAAAGCUUUUAUCAAUGCAAGGCAACCAACUAAUUGAGCUGCCAGAUCUGAGUGGCCUUCCUGAUCUUAGACAUUUGGAUGUGGCAUUUAACAGAAUCAAGGAGCUGCCAAGACUGUCACCAAAGCUAGCAACUCUCACAGCACGCUUUAACAGCAUUGCAAAAAUAGACUCUAUGUGCAGCCCAAGUCUUAGUUAUCUUAAAAAGUUAGAUUUGCUGGGUAAUCAGAUAAAAACGAUACCAGCUGAAAUAGGGAACUUAAACUCUGUUGAGAUGCUUUAUUUACAGUUUAACAACAUUGUCGAGGUGCCCAGAAGCAUCUUCUCUUUAAAAAACCUUAAACAGCUACAUCUAGGUAGCAAUAAAAUUAGCAAGCUGCCUGCAAGACUAACUGGAAAAGCCAAGAAGAGCUACUUAAUCCACUUCCAAAAAAACCUCACGGUUCUUGACCUAUCAAACAAUAAAAUAACACAAAUUCCAAAGUACAUUACUGAGCUGGUAAACCUGAAAGUUCUGAAUCUACGAUCAAACAAAAUAGCACUGCUCCGUGGAUCAUUCAAAAAAAUGAAGGGCUUGAAGGUGCUAAAGCUAUCACUAAACCAGCAGUUGGGGCAUUUUCCGUCUCAAAUUCUUAAUUUGAAAUCACUGAAGAUACUAUUGGCAAGUUUCUGUAAGAUUGAAUCAAUACCCAGAGAAAUUUCAGAGCUAACUAAUCUUGAGGUGCUAAUUCUCAACGGAAACAAAAUACCUGCACUGCCCAAGUCAAUCAAACAUCUGGCAAAGCUUAGAAUUCUCGGUUUGGGCCGUUUUGGUCCCGAAAAUAUAAGUGAUUGUGAGGAAUAUUCAAGAAACGAAAGCAAGAAAAUAUCCGAUGACCGCAAUAGAAUUAAAAGAUUGCCGGAUACUAUAACAGAGCUGCAAAACUUAGAGAUUCUCAACUUAGAUGGUGUCGAAAUCGAGAUACUUCCUGAAAACAUUGGAAGGUUGCAAAAAAUGAAAAAGCUUAUUCUAAAUUGCGGAAACUUCAAGCAGCUUCCCGAAAGCAUCUGCCAGAUUGCAAGUCUUAGGAUACUUUCUUGUAAAAGUUGCAGAAACCUGUCAAGCUUGCCAAGCGGUCUUUCAAUAUUAAAAAAUUUGAAGGUACUGGUGUUAAACAAGUGCUACUCGCUGCUUGGACUAGGCAGAAAUGUCGGCGACAUCAAGUCAUUGAGGGUGCUAAGAGUCAGGAACAUAAGAUUGACUGAACUGCCAAGCAGUUUUGAAAAUCUUACGAAUUUAAGGGUCCUAGAUCUUGCAAGCAAUGAAUUAUCUGUGCUUCCUGAUUCACUAGGAAACGUAGUCUAUUCAAGAGAUAUAAAAAACAACAACGUAAUUGAGUGCAAAAGCGGCUUGGUAAGCUUGAGAACAUUGAAUCUAUAUCACAAUCCCAUAGUCUCCAUUGCAGAUAAUGUAGGAAACCUAGAGUCCUUAGAAGCUUUAAAUCUAAUUGGCUGGGGUAACCUGACAAGCUUGCCUGAUACAUUUGUGAAUUUAGCAAAUCUAAAAAAGUUGGACAUCUGUGAUGCAAACAUUCAGCAGUUACCUGAGGAUUUUGGUAAGCUGCAAUCACUUGAGCAGCUGCAAAUAAAAUCAGUGAAGCUGGAAAAGUUUCCGGAGAGCUGUAAAAACAUGGCCAAUCUGAAAAGACUCGAGGUGAGGAAUACAAAAGUUGCGACGCUGUUUGGAUUUGAGAAUCUUGUAAAUUUGGAGUUUCUGAGGCUGAGUGGAAAUAAAAAUCUAGAAACACUACCUGAGAAUUUUGACAACUUGAUAAAUCUAAAGCAGCUUGUGAUUCAAAAUUCAAAAAUAACUGCUCUGCCUGAGAAUAUUGGCAAUCUCAAAUCUUUGGCUAUUUUGUGGAUGCAAAAUAACAAAAUAAACAGGCUUCCGGGAAGCUUUGGAGAGCUGGAAAGCCUAAUGGAGCUUGUGGCGGACUGCAAUAAAAUACCAUUAUUGCCUGACAGCUUUGGAAAAUUGAAAAAUCUUUCGGUCCUUAGGUUAAACAGUAACCAGAUCACCUCUCUACCUGACAACUUUGGAAAGCUGACAAAUCUAUCAGAGUGCAUGAUUAAUUUUAAUAUGUUAACGAGGUUACCGGAAAGCUUUGGUAACCUAAAAUCUUUGAGGGUUCUAUGGCUGAAGGCCAACAGGCUUGAAAGCCUACCGGACAAUUUUAUCGACUUGGCAUCCCUAGAGCAUCUAUUUCUUGAUUUUAACAGGCUGAAGAAAAUCCCAGAAAAGAUUGGACUACUGAAAAACCUAACCAAGUUUAGUCUAGCACAGAACAGUUUGAAAAUAAUCCCGGACAGUGUAACCAAAUUGUAUGAACUCGAAGAACUCAAUAUGGCAAACAAUGCAAUUAAAAGGCUACCGUAUUGCAUGGGUAAUCUGCGUAAACUUAUGGAACUGAAUCUGAACUCUAAUAAGCUUGACAAUCUUCCUGACAGCAUGAAAAAUUUGGAAAGACUAUCAAUAUUAAAAAUCCACACGAAUCAGUUCAGAAGAUUGUCCGAUUGCGUCUAUGAAAUGACAAAUCUAAAGGAGAUUGGAGCUUCAUUUAACAGCAUUUCAGCCAUUUACAGGGAUAUUUCUAAGCUUAAGAAACUCAGAAGACUGAAUCUAUACAAGAAUAACAUUAAGAAACUGCCAUGCACCAUUGCUGAGCUGAACGACACACUUGUGCUACUUGAUCUUAGGCGUAACCAAAUUGAAGACUUUGGAUCUGAGGUUACUUUUGGGAAGUUUGAGAUUCAGGCAAUAUUUGGAGACCGGGCUGUGUUUGAUACACGCAGUCUUCAUAUUGUGCCUUUGAGCAAGAGAGAAGUAUAUAGUCGUCUUGACGAUGAGCCUAUUAGAUGGAAUAGAAGCAAGCUUGCAGCUUUAAAGACGGACGACAUUCCAAAACACACGCUGGGUGGUGAGCAGAUCCUAAAGCUGUGGGAUGAUUUGAUUGCACCAGUGGUCAUUGAUUAUGAUCACAAGAGGACAUUUAGGAACUAUAUUGUGCAUCUAUAUUAUACAAAUACAAACUAUGAUAAGUGGAGAAUGAAUCAAGAGUAUAUUCCACUUGCACAAGAUCUGAUUGAGGGGAUAUUAAAAAUAUUAACCAAAAGCGAAAAUAUCACGGAUUUUGAUAAAAUACGAUCACAUGUGUCGAAUAUUUGCGAGGGAAUAAACUACUGUCCAGACAGGCAAAUGGCAGAACUCCGAUUCAGCUAUUUUACGCUGUAUCAGAGAACCGAUCCGUUGGAAUCGUUGCAGACCUUUGUUGAAAACUACAUUGCUACGUACAAAGAAAAGGUUUUUGACCAGACUGUAACUCCGAUGAAUGCCACGCAAAAUGUGCAUGUGUUGAACCAUUGGAAGUACGAAAUGAGACUUGAGCUUGGAUUUAACUUUAACUUUAAAACAGUAAUUGGAACGAUGGGCCAGGAUCCGUUCAUGGGAUAUCCAGGAAAUGUGCUGGAUGCAUUUUAUAGGAUAUUUACACCCAAAAAGGUUAUCAUACUCCUAACGAGGGCAAUUAAUGAAAAUAAAGAAAAGCUGUGUGAAGCUCUCAAGUUAGUAUGCGAGCUUCCAAUUGAUAACAGAUUAAAAAGCCAGAUGUUCAUAGGCGAAAAUAGUGACAUCUUCUUUGCGAAUGCAAUAACACAAUACUUCACACAAGAAUACUUGCUCAGCUUGAAUAUACUUGAAAAAGGAAGCAGAAGCUGCAUCAAAACGAUGUGCACAUGUUGUUGUAUUUAA